GCGAUGAGCCAAUCAGUAGAAAUCGGAAAGUUUAGGCAAUCGAUCCAUCGAUGGUGUUACGUGGGUGUGGAUUUGUUAAAGUACUACAUUUUACUAGGUUAAAAGCUCAAUAAUGGCAGCUUGUGGACAGCUUAAAGAUAUUAUCUUGAACAACAAGGCGGUAACCAUUUUGAGUAUCGUUCUUUUCGCAUUUGUGAUUUCCACGAUUGCUCUUGCCGGAUCCAAUCAGCGCAAGAAGAAUGCUAUUCGACAAUGUGAAGCGGACCUGAUAAAUAGCAAGAAACCACAAUGUUUGGUGAACAUAACCAGUGAUCUGCCUGAUCGAGAACCCGUUUAUCUUCGGAUCGCAAACGGUCUGAAUGAGCUCUGGUACCCGGAAGGCCCUCUGCUUGAGUGGACCCGUAGCAGCCUAGAUUUCUCUCUGCUUUGCGCCGGUACCGGCAACACUGUACUGGAUGGAGCGAAUGAUCUUGCAAGCGGCCAGUGUGGGUCGGAUGGAAAGUUCAAAAUCGGAGAUAAAUCGUACGAAGCCAAAGAUCUGACAUGUAAAUCGGAAGUGGACGGUGAUUUUCAAAACCUUGGGACUUGUGCUGAGGGCCGAGGCAUUUCUUAUCAACUGGGAUUCAAAACCGUGUUUGGCAACCGCUUUAUUACGUAUUUUGAUGCAUGUUUCCAUAGUGAUACACAGUCUCUGUUGUAUACGAAACACAUAAUUCCAAGUGGUGCUCAACAAACUACAGUAACGGUAGAUAACGCAGUAUGGAAAAAAGGAGAUUUGGUACCUGACUUCGACGCCAUAUACAAACAGGCAGAUCAAAAGACUCGCUUGACUGCUCUCCUAGGUAGUGAGGAAGAAGCAAACAAGUAUCUAAUACAGGAUGUGCAGUAUCUUUCGAAGGGGCACAUGACCCCCAAGGGUGAUGGUGUGUUCCGUAGCUGGAAACGAGCUAGCUUUUUUUACAUGAAUGCGGUACCACAAUGGAAGACUGUCAACGAGGGAAACUGGAACGAGGUAGAAAAAUUGUCCCGCUGGAUAUCUGCGGUGCUGAAAGAAGAUCUGGAUUCCUACCAGGGCUCUGGCGUUGAAGUUAUGACCCUACCCGACAAAGAUAAAAAGCAACAACCCUUAUCUCUCGCAGACAAAGUGGCACAGGUUCCGCUGUGGCACUGGAAAAUCAUCAAAUCAACCAAACUUGAUGCCGGUAUUGCAUUCGUGACGCUAAACAAUCCGUUCGUCGCCAAGUUGGACGAUUUGAGGCCACCCUGCCUGAAGAAUAUUUGCACCAAAACGGGCUGGGCUAAGGCUGAGUUUACGAACUUUACCCAGGGCUACACUCAGUGCUGCGAUCCUAACGAGAUUCUGAGAUUCGUACCCCACGCUCCGUAUGAGGCUAUGGUGCGGAAUGUGUUGACUUCGGGAAUGGUGAUGGACUCGGGUGCCGAAGCACUAGCAAGAGGGCUGAAGUUAGCACUUUUAAUGGUUAUCGUUUUGGUAUUUAGAUAGCUUAUUUUAGGAAAUUCUGAACUUAGGUCCUAGAGAAAAGUUGUGAGACAAUUAACAACAGUAUUUUUACAGAACAUUGUAUAACUAACAAUUGACUGUAAAUGGUAUUUUGGAACAAUACAUUUCUUGUCCACUAAGGAUUCAGGAAAAAAGCUUGUUUUUUAUUUGUUCAUUGAAUUCGACUUGUAAGAUAUUAAUUUUUAAUUAUAAGUUUUUGAACUUACACGAUCCAAAACAUUUUUCGAUAUUUUGGAUUGUGCUUAACCGUGUAUUUAUAAACAAAAAACUCAUCCGCUAGGAAAAAGUGAGGUUUAGCCAUAGCUCAACCGGUACACCACUAGUCAUCUGAGCUGAUAGUUAUUGGUUCAAGCCCAGGAAAAAGCCACUCCAUAAAUAGUCUAUAGAUAUUUAAUCAGAACAUCAUUAGUUUCGAUAAAUUCCCGUAGUGUCAGCACCUAUACGAGUUAUAACUCAAAAGACGUUUGAAUAUAGUCCAGACAGUUCAGUGUGUUGGUUAAAAUAGACAGGUUUCAGUAUAUCAGUGCAUUACAUUUUACCUCUGGAUUCUACAAAAAAAAUAAUAAUUUAAACUGAUGCCGUUUGGUCUUAAGAAUUCUCCGGAUAGCUUACAGCUUGCUCUUAGAAUUCGCCAGCC
Molecule: messenger RNA, 2159 nt
Organism: Uranotaenia lowii
Lineage: Eukaryota; Metazoa; Arthropoda; Insecta; Diptera; Culicidae
Exons: 5
Coding region: 113-1504 (463 amino acids)
Biological process (GO): apoptotic DNA fragmentation
Cellular component (GO): nucleus; mitochondrial inner membrane
Molecular function (GO): nucleic acid binding; RNA endonuclease activity; single-stranded DNA endonuclease activity
Source: RefSeq, a predicted model, not a curated record